UUGUCCAUUUUGUUUGACAUAACUCAACAAUGGAUAUAUGUGCUCUCUCUAUUUCUCAUUCUCUCCCUUCUUUGUCUCUCUCAUUCUCUUUCCCAGUUUCCCAAAAUCCUGAGACAGAAGUCUCUAGAGAAUGCUGCUUGAAUUCAAAAGUUGAUUGUUCUGCGUCACAAAUAGCCUACAUCAUAGGAUAUCGCUAACAGUUUACAUUUUAUUUUUUCAAUUGAGAACUAAUGCUGGGAUUAUAAAAUUGAAAAAUGCCUCCCAGUGUCGCUUUCUACUUUCGAUAUAUGCUUACAUACACAGCCACCUCUUCAAUUAUAUGUCUCUGCAUUCUUCCCUUUCAGUUUUGAUCUCAACAUUUUUGGUUUGUUGAGGUUUAUCACAACGAUUUUAGAAGCAUACUCCAUUCUUCUGUAUUUCCUUAGACAACAUUUGGGUUUUAGAAUUGACUUGUCAUUUCUUAAAUGGCUGAAUGACUGAUUCGUGUAAAUACGUGUGCUUGGUAUUUGUUUUGGUCUGCGCAGUUAUCCUUUGCCAUGUUAUAUGUCCUCCAAGGAUAUAGCUUUGUGAUUAAUCACGGGCUCCGAAUGGUUGAUAGAUGGUAGCAGGAUCAUUUUUUUUCUUGGAUACGUUGAUAUUGCAGCUAGUGUGUACGUAGGUAGGUGUCUGCUUCCGUAUCUUACCAGGAUAUAACGUUUUGGUUUUUGGUUUUUUGGGUAUUGCAGUUUCUUGUAGAUACUGAAAGUGUCGCUGUUGACCAUGUAAGGUGAAAGGCAAGUUCACAUGAAAUACAUUUCUCCUCCCUGCAGUGACGCGGACACAUAACGGCGAAGGCAGAGAAACAAUGAUGUGGAUUAUGUUAUCUCGGUAGUGGUUCCCUUGUGUCUAUCAGCUGUUACGGUUCCCUUGUUUUUCGUGACAUUAUUUACUGAUUCUCUGGACGUAUUUUAUUGGUUUACUGGUUACUUAAGAAGAAAAUGCUGAACAAAGGAUUACCGGCAGCUUGCCUGAUGCUCAUCCUUUUUCUGUUUGCUAUGGCGCACGGUGUGAAAGGAGACGUAAGCUUUUCUGUGCUGGAGGAGAUGAAACGAGGAUAUGUUAUAGGAAACAUUGGGAAAGAUCUCGGACUGAAUGUGAAGGAAUUAUCUGCUAGGAAGGCUCGAAUUGACGCUGAAGGUAAUCGUAAAGGUUUCUGCAAUAUUAAUUUAGGUACGGGAGAACUGACCGUCGCUGAAAUAAUGGACAGGGAGAGCCUCUGUAGGGAAAAACUCUCAUGCGUUUUGAAAUUCGAGCUAGUGCUAGAAAAUCCAUUGGAGCUUCAUAAAAUUACGUUGCAUAUUCAAGAUGUCAACGACAAUUCACCAAUCUUCCCCAAAGAAGUCAUUAAAUUAGAGAUAAGAGAAUCUGCUAUCAAAGGGGCGCGUUUUCGUAUGAGUGGAGCACGCGAUCCAGACACAGGGCAAAACGCGGUGCAGAACUAUAUGCUAGAAAGGAAUGAUCAUUUUGUGUUGGCUGUCUCUUCAAACAAAGACGGCAGGAAAAAUCUUGAGUUAGUUUUGGAUAAAGAGCUAGACCGUGAGCAGCAGCAGGAGAUAACUUUAAUUCUUACUGCCGUUGAUGGUGGCAUUCCACCGAGAUCAGGCAGUGUACAGAUACACGUCACUAUACUGGAUGCGAAUGACAAUGCUCCAGAGUUUACUCAAGAGGUUUAUCGAGCUACGCUGCCAGAGAAUUCUCCUGUAGGGACGUUAGUUUUAAAAGUUAGUGCAACUGAUUCAGACGAAGGAAUCAAUGGAGAAGUGACCUAUGAGUUUAGCCAAGUGUCUACAUUAGCAGAACAGGCAUUUACACUGGAUUCUAAAACUGGUGAGAUUAAAGUAAAUGGACCGAUAGAUUUUGAAGAAGAAUCAGUAUAUGAAAUACAAGUUGAAGGGAAAGAUGGAUUUGGUCUGUCCUCAGAUACAAAAGUCAUUAUUGAGCUUACAGAUGUGAACGAUAAUAUCCCCGAAAUAUUUCUUAAAUCCCUGAAUAGCCACAUUCCCGAGAACGCACUGCCCGGCACAGAAAUUGGCAUUAUUAAUGUCCAAGAUCGAGAUUUAGAAAGUAACGGAGAGGUUCUCUGUGUCAUUGGGUCAAAUGUGCCCUUUAAACUUGUCCCAUCAAUUAAAAAAUAUUAUUCCCUCAUAACCACUGGUGAACUAGACCGUGAGGUGAAGUCUGAUUACAACAUCACCAUCACUGCUACUGAUCAAGGCAGUCCAUCACUGGCAUCCUCUAAAACAGUGUAUUUAAUCGUGGCUGAUGUUAACGACAAUCCGCCUGCUUUCCGGCAACAAUCAUAUAGUGCACAUAUUACAGAAAAUAACAAACCAGGAUCCUCUAUAUUCUCCGUGUCUGCCACAGACCCAGACUGGAGACAGAAUGGCACAGUGAAUUACGCACUAUAUCCUGGCGAUGUAGACGGCACUCCAGUUUCAUCUCUUUUAUCUAUUAAUGGAGAUACAGGUGCUAUUCUCGCUGUAAGGUCAUUUGAUUACGAGAAGUUAAAAAGUUUCAAAGUCCAAGUCAUUGCCCGUGAUAACGGGUCUCCUCCGCUCAGUAGCAAUGUUACUGUAAGCGUCUCGGUUGCAGAUGAGAACGAUAACGCGCCGCAGAUUUUAUACCCAGCUCCUGAGGGAAAAUCUCUCAUGACCGAGAUGGUGCCUAAAGCUGUGCAGGCUAACUCUUUGGUCUCCAAGGUUAUUGCCGUGGAUGGAGAUUCAGGUCAGAAUUCAUGGCUUUCGUAUCAUAUUCUUAAAGCUACUGAUGCAGGACUUUUCACCAUUGGAACCCACAGUGGAGAAAUCAGGACGCAGAGAGACAUUUCUGAAAACGAUGGCAUGAAACAGAACCUUAUUGUCUCCGUGAAGGACAACGGCCAGCCCCCUCUGUCAGCAACGUGUACAGUGUAUUUACUUAUUUCGGAUAAUUUAGCGGAGAUCCCUGAGUUGAAAGACAUGUCUCAAGGCACUGGAUCUAAGCUAACCACUUACUUGAUCAUUGCGCUGGUGUCUGUUUCUAUUUUUUUCCUCACCUUUGUUAUUAUUAUUCUGGCUGUGAAGUUUUGCCACAGGAGAAAACCUAGACUUUUGUUUGACGGUGCUGUCGCCAUUCCCAGCGCGUAUCUCCCUCCAAAUUACGCAGAUGUGGACGGCACUGGAACUCUUCGCAGCGUCCGUAGUGCUUAUAAUUACGACGCUUAUUUGACAACAGGAUCGCGCACCAGUGACUUUAAAUUCGUGAGAUCUUAUAAUGAUGGCACCCUUCCUGCUGAUUUGACACUGCGAAAGACGUCCUCUCAAGACCCCUUCGGUCCAUGUGAUGAAACAGAUUCCUCUCAGGUAAAAUAAACAGAGUUCAUAGCCUUUUUUGUCCAUUUUGUUUGACGUGACUCAACAAUGGAUAUAUGUGCUCUCUCUCUUCUUUGUCUCUCUCAUUCUUACUCCCAGUUUCUUCAAAUUCUGAGGCAGAAGUCUCUAGAGAAUGCUGCUUGAAUUCAAUAGUUGAUUGUUCUGCGUCAAAAAUAGCCUGCAUCAUAGGAUAUCGCGAACAGUUUACAUUUUAUUUUUACAAUCGAGAACUAAUGCUGUGAAUAUAAAGAUGAAAAGUGCCUCCCAGUGUCGCUUUCUACUUUCGAUGUAUGGCGCUCACAUACACAGCCACCUCUUCAAUUAUAUGUCUGCAUUCUUCCCUUUCCGUUUUGAUCUCAACAUUUUUGGUUUGUUGAGGUUUAUCACAACGAAUUUAAAAGCAUAAUCCAUUCUUCUGUAUUUCCUUAGACAACAUUUGGGUUUUAGAAUUGACUUGUCAUUUCUUAUAUGGCUGAAUAACUCAUUCGUCUAGAUAAGUGUGCUUGGUAUUUGUUUUGGUCUGCGCAGUUAUCCUUUGCCAUGUUAUAUGUCCUCCAAGGAUAUAGCUUUGUGAUUAAUCACGGGCUCCGAAUGGUUGAUAGAUGGUAGCAGGAUCAUUUUUUUUCUUGGUUACGUUGAUAUUGCUGCUAGUGUUGGUGUCUGCUUUCGUAUCUUACAAGGAUAUAACGUUUUGGUUUUUUAAUGUUUGGGUAUUGCAGUUUCUUGUAGAUACUGAAAGUGUCGCUGUUGACCAUGUAAGGUGAAAGAAAAGUUCACAUGAAAUGCAUUUCUCCUCCCUGCAGUGACGCGGACACGUAACGGUGAAGACAGAGAAACAAUGAUGUGGAUUAUGUUAUGCCGGUAGUGGUUACCUUGUGUCUAUCAGCUGUUACGGUUUCCUUGUUUUUCGUGCCAUUAUUUACUGAUUUUCUGGACGUAUUUUAUUGGUUUACUGGUUACUUCA
Molecule: messenger RNA, 4353 nt
Organism: Clupea harengus (Atlantic herring)
Lineage: Eukaryota; Metazoa; Chordata; Actinopteri; Clupeiformes; Clupeidae
Product: protocadherin beta-15-like
Exons: 1
Coding region: 978-3389 (803 amino acids)
Source: RefSeq, a predicted model, not a curated record